Messenger RNA from Magallana angulata, 2305 nucleotides. RefSeq lists its product as uncharacterized. Bases 204 to 2150 code for a protein of 648 amino acids. The record is from RefSeq and is a predicted model, not a curated record. Gene Ontology annotation, molecular function: G protein-coupled receptor activity. The transcript has 5 exons. Gene Ontology annotation, biological process: G protein-coupled receptor signaling pathway. Gene Ontology annotation, cellular component: membrane. NCBI's taxonomy places the organism in Eukaryota, Metazoa, Mollusca, Bivalvia, Ostreida, Ostreidae.
ACAUUUUUUUUUUAUAACAGACAAAUAUUCUAUACAGUAAAAUUGACAAAGCUAUCGCACAAUCAUUGUGUAUAAUUAGCUGAAUUUCAUAACAAACAAAUACCCUAUAGAUAUGUUUAUUGUAGUAAGAUAGAACAAAUUAUUGAUAUGUUUAAUUAUCUAUUUACAUGUAAACAAAAUGUCAUUGAAAAUUCUGUUGGCCAAUGAGGACUUGGAAUUCAAAGACUUCCAUUGGCUUCUUAAUUUUCACCUUUACGCUAACAAGAGUAUAUAAGUCCACAAAUCAGCUUCAGCCAUGCCAUUACUUUCAAUCCAGGAUGAAUCAAAGUGAAUCCAUUACAACUUAUGUUAAGGGCGAUUCAGGAGAAUGGCGCUACUUCUUUGGAGGCUUUAUGCUCAUGAGCUUUGUUUUCUCGGAAAUGGGAAAUCUAUUCCUCAUCAUCGGGAUAUGCUCCAAAAAGCUCAACAGUGCAACAGCGAAAGUGAUAAAGGCCCUGACCCUGACAGAUGCCGCAUUGGGUGUGUUACUUGUCCUGCCCUCAUGUAUCGUUAUGCUGAGCAAUGGGUGGAUAUUCGGGGACGGGGGGUGCAUUCUUCAGGGACUUCUCUCCAACACUUUGCUCUCCUCACACUGUUUUCUCAUGCUCUGUUUGGCCAUAGAGAGAUUUUAUAUGUUAGUUACGAAACAUCCGUCCAAAGCGUUGACAAGUUUUUGUAACGGCGGGAUUGUCGGCAUAUUCCUUCUUUCUGGUCUUCUUUCCGGAUUUCCUCUGUUGCAAAGCCAGAGCUACCAGUACAUGCCGGGGAUUUAUCACUGCGUCCUAUCCGCCGAAACUUUCCCACUCUUCUCAAAUCUCUUGACAUACGUCAUCCCACUGAUGGCCGUAACGUUCUUCUCUAUUCUGACUCUGAUGAAGACAACGUCAUGUCGUGGAGGUAACCGGAUCUCUGUCAACCCGACGCUUGAGGAAUCCGAAACGGUCAACCGGCUCCGGAUGGACAGGAUCGGGAUGGCGCGGGCUUCAUUAUUUCCAACGGCCACGGUCUUCCGUGAAAUCGACGAAGCCAUUAUGCUUCCGAGAGUAGAAAUACGAGCUACCAUUGCUCUGUCUUACUUAAAUUCGCCAUUGUCUGUCUUGUAUAUCAUUGCUUUUUGUUUGAAGACUCUGGCUUUCUUCUGGGUGGAUAAUCAGAGUCGAAUUGCCGGAAUAAGUCUUUUGUUUUACACUAUAGCAGGUUUUAUUCAACCUUUUAUUCUUUUUGGAGUAAGUGGUGCUUUAAGAAAGUCGUUCAUUAAUUUCAUCAGAAGAAGAAAUGCCGAAACAACGCCGACGCAUGUUUUCCGACUUAUACGAAGAUCGCCGCGACCUAGAGAGGAGAAUGAGCUUUGUCGGGAUAUCCCGACUUUUCUGCGACAGUCAUCUGCACUAACAAUUCACGGACAAAUAUCCUCUCAGGUUAACCUUAGUAGUGAUAAUUGUUUAGAGGAAACUCGGAUGUCGAGCUCGUCCUCUCUUGGAAGUGAAAGGUCGAAAUCCUCCAAGAAAGAAAACACUAUUCUAAAACACAAUGUAAGCAAACGGCCUGGAAUCGACAUGGACCGUCGGUACUCCCUACAAAGUACCAAUGCAGACAGUGUAGAUUCUAUGCUUGUCAAUGUGGGUGCUUCCGUGGAAUCGAACAGUAGGUGGUCAGUUUCUACAGCAAGCGUCAUGACUCUAAACAUUCCGGAAUUACAAAUGCCAUGCUCUCGACCAAGAUCUAGAAUUGCACGUGUCAUGUCUGAAACAACCCACGAAUCAUCCAGAGGGAACGUUUCUCCUACGAAUAGUAUAUCAAGUGAACGUCUGCUAAAACCUUCUUUGUCUGCCGGUGUGACGCUUUCCCCAAAAAAGUUGUCUCUUGGGAGGGACAGGACCCAGUAUCGUAGUUUUUUGUACGACGACGCCCGGUUGCCUCUGCCGCCAGUUGAAGACGUCAGUUCUUGUGAGUGUUCUCCGCGAGAGAGCAAGGAGAUCCGCCAGUCCACCGUUCUUAAGGAAGUAAAACCAUUCCUACCCCUCUCUCCUCGGAUCUCCAAGCAGCGAUCGAGAAGUUUUGUGAUACGCAUGGACAGCCAAACAGAUUCGGUUUUUGGUGAAAUUGACUAGUGUGUCUUGUACAUGUAUAUCGACAAUUACUUGUAUUUGAAUCUAUAUUCUUGGUAAUUAAUAAAUGUUUCAAUAAAGUUCCGUUCUUCUGUUGUAUUACUCUCAGUUUAAUAAAGGUAUAUACAAAGAAAAUCCAAAUGAAAACUUUCAAUUUU